Messenger RNA from Triplophysa dalaica, 999 nucleotides. RefSeq names its product putative nuclease HARBI1. The record is from RefSeq and is a predicted model, not a curated record. Lineage: Eukaryota; Metazoa; Chordata; Actinopteri; Cypriniformes; Nemacheilidae. Bases 1 to 999 code for a protein of 332 amino acids. The transcript is spliced from 2 exons.
AUGGCUGUGCGACGCAGUGUAUUGGAGACACUUAAUGACACGGAGUUAAUACAAAGAUACCGCCUUAACCGUGAGGGAAUACUGAUUGUUGUGGAUCUUGUGAGGGAUGCAAUAACAGUGCCAACUAUUCGCAACAACCCAAUCAGGGCCGAAUUGAAAUGUUUGACAACACUUCGCUACCUGGCAAUGGGAAAAAUGCAAUUGUGUAAUGCCGACGAUCUAGCGAUUUCCCAGCCAUCGGUAAGCACAUCCAUCCACCAAACCAUCAAUGCACUCUGUAGACCCCAUAUUAUUCGACAGUUCAUAAGUUUUCCUUUGGACAUUCGCCAACUCCAAAGAAACAAAGCCAGUUUUAUGGAUAUUGCCGGUGUGCCCGGAGUGGUCGGUGCUAUAGACGGGACCCAUAUUAAACUAAUUGCACCACGUCAGGAUGAGGACGUGUUUUUGAAUAGAAAGAAAACCCACUCCAUCAAUACCCAGAUUGUGUUCGAUGCAAACUUCACAAUUCUCGAUGUUGUUGCAAAGUGGCCCGGAUCCACUCAUGACUCGAGGAUAUUGAUGGAAAGUGGUCUGAGGCAACUGUUUGAGAGACAUCAUGUGCCAGCUGGAUGUCACUUGGUGGGGGACAGUGGCUAUCCCUGUAAGUCGUGGCUCCUUACACCUUACCUCCGUCCACAAGUGGGACCACAGUUAAAUUACAAUAGAGCACACAAGAAGACACGCAGCGUGGUGGAAAGGGGGAUUGGACAGCUAAAGCGACGUUUCCACGUUUUACAUAGUGAAAUCCGCCUUAGUCCAGAGAAGACGAGUAAAGUGAUCACUGUGUGUGCGCUUCUUCACAACCUGUGCCGGCAAAGGAACAUACCACAGACAGAAGAUGGUGAUGAGUUUGACGAUGAUGAUGAUGAUAAUGAUGAUGAACACAGAGAAUUUGUUGAUGAAGUGGAACAAUGUGGACUGGCAUUCAGGGAUCACUUCGUCUAUACACACUUUAGGUAA